AUGCUCAAAACCUCACUCCAGACGCCCCUCCGCCUCACCACAACAUCCUUUUCGUCCCGCUCGUCGCUCGCCAAACCAGUAACUACACGCGUGUAUCUCGUUACACGGAGUUUCCAGAGUACUAGCCGCACUGCAUCGCUAUCGCAGGGUGUGACGAAGAUGGAAGGAUACAAGAAAGUCGGAAACAGAGAGGAUGCGCCGCCGAAACACGAAAUGGUGUAUUUCCCCGGUUUAAUGAGUGAGAAGCGGAGUUUUGGGGAUUUUAGAACGGUGUUGCAUACGGGGCUUUACAGCCAGAUUGUGGCAAUGGAAGUUCCCGUGAAUGGAGAGAUAGGUGAUGAAGUACACUUGGUUGAUCAGAUCUUACUCUUCACAUCUGGCCGGGGACUAGCGACUGUGGCGGGGAAAGAGCAAGAGGUAGCAGCGGGAGAUGUGGUUGUUGUGCCUGCGGGGACGCAGCAUCAGUUUGUGACGAAGGGGGAGCAGCCGCUGGAGCUUAUCACGGUGUAUUCGCCUGCAGAGCAUUUGCCGAGUAGUGUGCAUAAGAAUAAGGAGGAGGGGGAUAAGGCGGAGGAAGAGGGUGUGGAUGAGGCGCCUGCGUGGGCGUUGAGGGGGAAGGAGGAGAAUGAGAAGGAGGGGUUGGUUAAGGAGAGUGGGAAGUAUUAG
Messenger RNA from Bipolaris victoriae FI3, 666 nucleotides. RefSeq lists its product as hypothetical. NCBI's taxonomy places the organism in Eukaryota, Fungi, Ascomycota, Dothideomycetes, Pleosporales, Pleosporaceae. Bases 1 to 666 code for a protein of 221 amino acids. The record is from RefSeq and is a predicted model, not a curated record. The transcript is spliced from 2 exons.